AUUAGCCGCUGCAUUUUUAUUGAAGUUGCUGUAAAUAUUGGGCUAGACAACUCGAGCAGCCAGCAGCCGCCAUUUUGCGGGGAUUUAUGGUGCAUUUUUCAUUGCCGUUUGCUGGAGGAGAGUCUAACUUAUGGCGAGUUGUGCGACAUGGUCCGGAGAAGUAUCCUCCUGGCAUGUAACCAAAUGAAGACGCUUUGUAUUGAUUAGCGAGCGGUGAUCCGGACUAGUGGCCCAAUGUCUUGUGGGCCGGGCCAUGCUAUUUGACAAAAUGUUCCAUCGCCAAGCCGCACGGAGAGAUAUGUGCACUAAGUCAAAUGCCCCAUCCCAUAAGCGCGCCGGAGUAGAUGGCUUAAUUUACGGUGUCGCGCGCGGACGUGACUGAACUGCUACCACCUCCAUCUGCAUAAUCACCUGGCUACUGACCACUGUGCACUGGAAAAUGACCGAAUCUAAUGGCGACCGCAAUCGGGCGAGUAUUAGAACAUUGGCUGCAUAUUGAUGGAGCGCCAAGUGCACUGCUCGUAAGGUGCAUGAGGUGAUGGAUUCGAGCUUCGGGCUUCGCUUCGCUUUUGGGUCAAUGUCAAAAUUGUUUUCGGUGAGACGCACAGUCCGAAUCCUAAGCAGUUUGUAUAAAACUGGGCCCCGCCGCCCCAGCUCCACAUAUUCAACGCAAUGGCACUCAGCUCGACGGUUGUCUGUCUUCUCGCCGGACUCAGUCUCGUCAGGGCGGAUGUGGGCGUGGCCGCGCAGCAUCUUCGCCCAGCGGACCAGCAAAAAGAGGCAUUGUAUCCAGCAGCCGGCUUUAAGCCUUCUAUACAGUUUGGCCUCCCGGCAGCCUCCCAGCAACCAAAAUCCGCUCGACUUGUGGUAAACAGUGAAGCGCAGGAGGAUCUUGACGACGCCGCCGAGGAGGUGGAGGUAACCCAACCCAAGGCAGAUCCUGUGCCACGUCGAAUUCCUGCUCCAGGGCCAGCACUGCCGGUGAAUCCCACCAUCGCAUACUAUCCUGCCGGAGCCGUGGGAUUCGUCCAGCCAGCUACAUUCGCCAAAUUCAUCGGAGGCCCACAACGCACGGCACCAUAUGUUGACGCGCCCCAGUACUACCAAGCCUAUUUUGGAUGAACAGAUUCAACUACAGAGUACAUUAAAUAAGGACUUUUGGCUUAACUUUUAGUUAACUGCAUUAAAUUGUUAAGCCUGUGCUGUUUCUCAUAGUAAGCCCACUAAACGUGUUUUCAACGAAAAAUGUCAUAAUAUAAUGUCAUAGUAACGGAUUUUUUCCACCCUAUAACGUACAUACAUAUAUGUAUAUUUGAACCCAAAUAAAACA
This is a messenger RNA of Drosophila santomea, 1330 nucleotides long. RefSeq lists its product as uncharacterized. The transcript has a single exon. The record is from RefSeq and is a predicted model, not a curated record. The coding region runs from base 673 to 1122 and encodes 149 amino acids. NCBI's taxonomy places the organism in Eukaryota, Metazoa, Arthropoda, Insecta, Diptera, Drosophilidae.